Molecule: messenger RNA, 9332 nt
Organism: Anarrhichthys ocellatus (wolf-eel)
Lineage: Eukaryota; Metazoa; Chordata; Actinopteri; Perciformes; Anarhichadidae
Gene: slc4a2b
Product: solute carrier family 4 member 2b
Exons: 24
Coding region: 3539-7285 (1248 amino acids)
Biological process (GO): bicarbonate transport; regulation of intracellular pH; monoatomic anion transport
Cellular component (GO): plasma membrane; basolateral plasma membrane; apical plasma membrane
Molecular function (GO): monoatomic anion transmembrane transporter activity; solute:inorganic anion antiporter activity
Source: RefSeq, a predicted model, not a curated record
UAUUUAAAAAUCAAAUGCAAGUGUCAAAAAUAUAUGAAAUCUACUUUUGUAUCUCAAGAAUACACUGAUAUCCUUAUAUCUUCAAGUCUGCUGAUGAGUCUGGACUUACUAUUUAAUUUACUAAGUUCAUUAGUGUGUUACGUACAUGAAGAUGAUGAUUUAACGUCUAGUCAGGCUCCCUUUUUUUUUUUUUUUUUUUUUAGAGCCGCUGACACUUAAGUAGAAUCUUUAACAUCCAAGCCUCAAACAAAAUGGGAAUUAUGAAUAAACCAAUGUUUGACCUUUUGUUCAUUGCAUGAGCUCUUUGUUGACUUGCUUGUUUAUCUCUUCCACAUUCCGUCUUCCUCUUGAGCGUUACUCUUUCAUAUUCUAACUCAGUAUUAUAGCUCGUUACUAUACGAGCCCAAGGACGUUUCUAGUCUGCAGGCAGACGACGUGUUUCCACGUGACAUUUGUUUCCACUUCAGAGUGUGUGUUGUUGGCCUCCUACACUCUUAACCCUCCUCAAGAUAUAAAAAUACCCGAGUGGUGAAAGCUUUUUCUUUUCUAGAGUGGAGGAAAAUGGACCGGCGUUAUGUAAGCUGCCAGAAUUAAGUUGCCUCUUCAAUCCCUCUUCACCCCAAAGACAGGUGCUGUUAGCUGUAAGAACAGCCGCUGCUGGCUGACGGGACACAGAGCGAGAUGCAGAUGGGCAUUCGUUGGCUUGAAUGCAGCUGUUGGCUCUGUCUGUGAAACUGGAAGUGUUCCAAUGACUGUGUGCACAUAACUUAGCACAGUCAUGCUAAAGUGCUGGACCCCUCCAGACCCAGAGUGACGUUAGUGUGGCCGCUAAGCUGUGUGGAACAGAGCGGGGAGGUAGAGAGACGUCUGCAUGCUGAGAGAGGAGCUAUUUCAGGCUGAAAACACUCUGAGGCAACAGAGGCACGGCCAUCAACCUACACCACCGCCAAAUCCCCAAAGAGAGCCCCAAACAGGGCAGCUAUCAGUGGUAUACAGCGGCAUCGAGGUCAGGCUUUGCAUUGCCAGGAGACUUGAGUAGGCGAGAGCACCGAGCGGUGUUCUGGUGAGUUUUUCUGUCAGUUCAAGCUUUGGUUGUAGUAGUCACCUGUUGGCUUUAAAGUAAACAGUUUGUCCGGGGUUCACCACCUGAGUGUGUUUCCUUAAUGUCUAGGAAUAAAGCCUAUCAGACUGGUUUUGGACUUGAAGGGAGAGAAUAAUAACAGGAAGCUGGAGGGAGAAGUUCCGAGUCGUGUUAACACUUCAUAAAAGUUAUCUAUUGUGUAGAAUAACUUUUUAAAUGUUAUUUUUGGUCUUUUUCUAUUUCUUUCAGCAGAGACAAUGUGGUUUGAAAUGUGCACGAGAUUUCUUGGAUGUAGCCCAGAUUCCUUUAUUGGGUGACAACAAAUGAACCUGGAACUAUUUAAAAACCGGCUCAAUUAACAUUAUUAUUUAAAUUGUCACAGCAAGAGUGAGGCCAAUAUUUCUAUUGUGCGGUGGUGUUGUGUAAUCAGCAUGUUGUCUGUUGGUCAUGGUUAAGAUAAAGUUGUGAAUCGACCUUGCACGUAUGAAGUCACGGCUCUUUAUAUGGUGGACCACAGUGGAUAAUGCUAUUAUUAGCACACUGUGUGGAUCAAGGAAAGCCCCACGCUUUGAAAUGGACUUCAAUUUUAGCUGCUUGUGACUUUGACUGUGUUUCUUUUCCCCCGCAAGACGUGCAUGUGACUCCACAGUGAUCCCUCAUCCCCCGGGGACAAACAAUUAUAACACACACACACUCAGGUUCCUCCUGAGGUUGGGAAUUUCUUUAGCCCUAAGGCUCAUAUAAGCUGAUGUGGAAUGCAGCGCUGGAUUAUUUGGCAAACGUGGAAAGCAACUUGUUUAGAUCACAGGACUGUUCUUUGUUUGCUGCAAAACACAAUUAAUCUGGCGGCUUUUAUGACUUUAGGUGGGAUUAAUUGUGUAAUAGUGUUGAUUCCUCCAUGACACGACAAGUUAUUUUUUUCCAUUGCCAAACACAAUAAGAACCUGUAGCAUGCCAGAGUGUAUUUGAAGGAAACAUUACCCUAAAACUGUACAAGUACAAGCAAAUAGUCCUGGUGAACUCCAACUAAACUGGACAUAUUUAAAAUGUCAGCACUCACAAUGAUAUCAAAAGUCAUUACCAGUUAAUAAUUAAAGACGCAUUCGGGAACAUGUCAUUGCUUUCCCACUCAUUUUACGCACACUUAUUAACAAAUGAAUAAACAUCCUGUGCCAAUGUAUAAACACACAGUUCUAAAGUACACGUACUACUUUCAUUUUGAACUUGAUAUAUUCCCAAUGCCUUUUGCAUCGCUCAGUUCAGAAAAUGGAUUACUUAUUCAUCACUAAGCAUUACAGAUGUUUUAAAAUGCCCUUCAUGAGAGUCAAGUUGCCCGAUGUUCUAAAGAAAGCCAGUGUAGUGACUCACUCCCUGUCUUCUGUCUGUAUUGUUUGAGAUGAGAGAGCACAUUGAUUUUCCUGCGUGGUGGUAAACCGGCUUUUGUGGCGCUCCCUCUCAUGUCACCCUUUUUAAUUUUUAAUUUUAAAAGCCUUUUUCAUUACCAGCUGCUCACCUAUUGUCUGUGUCGCUGCAUGAAUUUGAUUCCCUCUCGCAGACUGAAAAAGAUCGUAAUGGACCUUUUCAGAAUAGAUAACAGUAUUUCCACAUGACACUGAAUGUAAUCAUCAUGUGAUCAAAGGACCGAGCAAUGUUCUGCACGUUCUGCUACACAGUAUUAUGCUUAUUUUUUCAAACCUACGUCUCAUCCUUGAUUUCUAAUUAAUUUCUGGAUAAUUACUACUUCAGGACUAUAAAAAUAAUUAAAUAAGUUGAGGAUGGUAUAUUUUUGUGUCUCGCUGGUCACAACUGGUACACACUUGCAACCAGUAACGAGGAGUUGCAAGUUGUCACUGCUUUGUUUUUAGAGUUCACCAGACAAACAGGUGAGGAACCUCUGGGCUAAAACAUGCAAAUCCCCCACUGGCACAGUCUGGACAGAUAUUGAUCAUUGGGGUUAAAUUUCCACCUCACGGUUGAGGUUGUUUGUGUGUGACAGACGGAUCAAUUUGUGUGCGCUCUGACUCAGUUUUGAAUGGGUGCUGGAGUCACAUGGCUACUUGUCAGCAGGCUGGAGGAGGAAACAUAAUCCUGAGGAGGAAGGCUGCCGCUAUCAGUUGGUCUGAGAGAGAGGGAGAGAGCUCUCGGCAGGUCGAGAGGCUGGACUGCACAUGAUCGGCUCAACAUCUCUAACUCUCGUUUCGUUUGUCUCCCUAUCUCGCCCGCCUCCCUCUGUUUGUUUUUGCCCUGCACUCUGAACUAGCCCCGGGUCUCUCUUCACAACAGAGUUCAGAAUUGCACUACAAUGUCUGCGGUGGCCUCUCUGCUGUGAGCACACAAAGGUUAUGCUGCCCAAAAGCUGUCUGAGUCCCAGUGAGAAAGAGAAAGAGAAGGGCUAAAGCCGCACCGACCCAAACCAGCGUUCCAGAGCCUCUCCUGCAGCGACUCCACCGUGGAGCCAUGAGCAACCCCAGCGCUCCCAAACAGAUAACAGAUGCCAUGGCAUCGGUUAUUCACAGUCCAGAGGCUCCUGCUGCCUCAACACUACACGGGACUCCGCACCCUGAAGAGGAGGAUGAAGGGGACCUGAACAAAGCCUUGGGGGUCAAGCGCUUCCAGCAGAUCCUCAGCCCCGCUGCAGCCGUACCCGAUGAACAGCACCACAACUACCAUGAGGAGGACAUUGAAUACAACCGUCACUCCUCUCACCACAUCCACCGACCUCUGUCCAAACUGCCCUCCGACGGACGCAGGAAGAAGAACAACAAGAAAAGGAGAAAGGACAAAGAUCACAAAGGCAGCCAUGUUCCCGGCAGCGGCGCCAUAGAGGAGGGAGAGGAUGAAGAGGAAGAGGACGAUGAGGCCACGGAGACCACGUCUGCUCCAUCUGAGUCGGAGAGAGUGAAAGAUGUGGAGUUCUUUGUUUCGGAUGAAGACCAUGUGGCCAAAGAGAGCCCGCACUCGGCCCGUGAGCUCGACAUCGUGCCACAGUCUGCGGUGGGAGCAGAUACUGAAGAAGCAACUUCCACAGAUAAGCUGGCCUCUUCCGACACUGCCAGCUCCUCUCCCCAGUCGGGGCCACCCGAACACGUGCCACUGGCCCGGGUGUCCUCCGUCAGCCGCGGCUACGACCUGCAGGAUCGCAGACGCACAGGCAACAUGACGGGUGCUGAGGAGGCCAAGUACCAACGCGUCCCCACUGACGAGAGCGAGGCUCAGACGCUGGCCUCCGCUGACCUGGAUGGCAUCAAGAGUCAUCGUUUUGAAGAUGUUCCCGGCGUGCGCAGACACCUGGUCAGAAAGAGCACCAAGGGACAAGUGGUGCAUACCGGCAAGGACCAUAAAGAGCCGACCACUCGCAGCCGCAAGCAGGACCGAACCCCACAUGAGUCAAUACCGGUGGUUCUGUACCGCUCUGCCUCGCGUCUCGAAGGCGUAUUGCUGGACAAGGACUACGUGAUGGCUCGGUACCAGAAGGUGUUCGUGGAGCUGAAUGAGCUGACUAUGGACAAGAACCAGGAGAUGCAGUGGAAGGAGACUGCUCGAUGGAUCAAGUUUGAGGAGGACGUUGAGGAGGAGACCGACCGCUGGGGGAAACCUCACGUGGCCUCGCUGUCUUUCCGCAGUUUGCUGGAGCUUCGGAAGACCAUCUCGCAUGGUGCAGUGCUGCUGGACCUGGACCAGAAGACCCUGCCGGGCAUCGCCCACCAGGUGGUGGAACAGAUGAUCAUAUCUGACCAGAUCAAAGCUGAGGACCGAGCCAACGUCCUGAGGGCCAUGCUGCUGAAACACAGUCACCCGAGCGAUGAGAAGGAGCACAGUAGCCCUUUCCCCAGGAACAUGUCCGCGGCCAGCCUGGGCAGCCUGAUGACGCAUCACCACAGUGCCAAUCACACCCAUCACCCUGAACCGUCGGUGACCGACCCGCUCAUGGGAGGCGUCCACACCGCGGGGGACACAGAGACGCGCAUCGACGUGGAGAAGAACGAGGCACAGAAGGAGACGAUGUCUGUGUCCGGUAUGCACCGGUCCAAAUCUAAACAUGAGCUGAAGCUGCUGGAGAAGAUUCCUGAGAAUGCUGAGGCCACUGUUGUCCUUGUGGGCAGCGUGGACUUCCUGGAGCAGACCACCAUGGCGUUUGUGCGACUGCAGGAGGCCGUGGAGCUGGAGUCCGUCCUUGAGGUCCCCGUACCGGUCAGGUUUCUCUUCGUUCUGCUGGGACCCCCCACCACCAGCAUAGACUAUCACCAGAUAGGACGCUCCAUCUCCACACUCAUGUCUGACAAGCAAUUCCACGAGGCAGCUUACCUGGCAGACGACAGGCAGGACCUGCUGAACGCCAUCAACAGCUUCCUGGACUGCAGCAUCGUGCUGCCGCCUUCAGAGAUGGGAGGCGACGAGCUGCUGCGCUCUGUCGCUCGCUUCCAGAGGGAGAUGCUGCGCAAGAGGGAGGAGCAGGGGGUCAAACUGGCCAAGGAGCCUAAAAGCAAGGAAGAAAAAGAGGCCCUCCUCACACCCUUGAAGAAGUCAGACGACCCUUUAGAGCGCACCAGACGCCCCUUUGGUGGGCUCGUACGAGACGUGCGGCGCCGCUACCCAAAAUACCUCAGUGACUUCAAGGAUGCCCUGAACAGUCAGUGUAUGGCUGCCGUCAUCUUCAUCUACUUCGCUGCCCUCUCUCCAGCCAUAACAUUCGGAGGCCUACUGGGUGAGAAGACGGAGGGUCUGAUUGGUGUUUCUGAGCUGAUUGUGUCGACAGCAGUGCAGGGUGUGGUCUUCUGCUUGCUCGGAGCGCAGCCGCUACUCAUUGUGGGCUUCUCCGGACCCCUGCUGGUCUUUGAAGAAGCCUUCUACAGUUUCUGCAAAGCAAACGACAUGGAGUACCUGACCGGCCGCGUGUGGAUCGGGUUUUGGCUCAUCGUCAUCGUGAUCGUCGUGGUGGCCUUCGAGGGAAGCUUCCUGGUCCGCUUCGUGUCCCGCUUCACCCAGGAGAUCUUCUCCUUCCUAAUCUCCCUCAUCUUCAUCUGCGAGACCUUCAUCAAGCUGGCCAGGAUUUUCAAGGAGCACCCGCUGAAAAGUUGCUCCCUCAACGGCACAGAAGUGGACGCCUCGACAGCAAAUAUCACACUCGUGCUGAGCAACAGCACCCUGCCGGUGGUGGUCCUAAACCAGCCCAACACCGCGCUGCUCUCUCUGGUUCUCAUGGCCGGAACCUUUUUCAUCGCUUUCUACCUGCGCAAGUUCAAGAACAGUGCGUUCUUCCCUGGAAGGUUGCGCAGGAUUAUUGGAGAUUUUGGCGUCCCGAUUGCCAUCCUCAUCAUGGUGCUGGUGGAUUACAGUAUAGAUGACACUUUCACACAGAAACUGAGCGUUCCUCGUGGUUUCUCUGUGACGACUCCUUCCGAGCGCGGCUGGAUCAUCAGUCCUCUGGGGACCAACGGAGAAUUCCCCGUCUGGAUGAUGUUUGCCUGCUGUCUGCCCGCUCUGCUGGUUUUCAUCCUCAUCUUCAUGGAGACUCAGAUCACCACCCUGAUCGUGAGUAAGAAGGAGCGGAUGCUGGUGAAGGGCUCUGGUUUCCAUCUGGACUUGCUGCUGAUCGUGGUGCUGGGCGGCUGCUCGGCUCUGUUCGGCCUGCCGUGGAUGGCCGCCGCGACCGUUCGCUCGGUGACCCACGUCAACGCCCUCACUGUCAUGAGCAAGGCCGUGGCCCCCGGAGACAAGCCCCGCAUCCAGGAGGUGAAGGAGCAGAGGGUCACCGGGCUCCUGGUGGCCAUCAUGGUUGGUAUGUCCAUUGUGAUCGGUGACCUGCUGAGCCGGAUCCCCCUGGCGGUGCUGUUUGGUAUCUUCCUCUACAUGGGUGUGAUGUCCCUCAAUGGUAUCCAGCUAACAGAGCGGAUGAUGCUGCUGCUUAUGCCACCAAAGUAUCACCCUGACCACACCUACGUACGCAAGGUCCGCACGCUGCGCAUGCAUCUGUUCACCAUCAUCCAGGUGGUGUGUCUGGCGGCUCUGUGGGCCGUUAUGUCCACUCAGGCCUCGCUGGCUUUCCCCUUCGUCCUCAUCCUCACCAUCCCUGUCAAGAUGUUCCUGCUGCGCCGCAUCUUCACCGCCAGAGAGAUUUCAUGUCUGGAUGCAGACGACGCAGAGCCCAAGUUUGAUGAGCGCGAGUGUCACGAUGAGUACUCUGAGAUGCACAUGCCUGUGUAACCCGCAACGACCCCUCACGUCGCCACCCAACUCCUCUACGUGAACACCAAAACAUCUUCUGACUCACUCUACCAACCAAUGACAUCCUUCAAACUUGAAACAUUCACAAUUUAAUGCCACGUCACUGUGCACCCUCUUCAUCAUCACCGAGACAUGAACGUACAAUAUGACGGCGGUCUGGUUGGUUGUUGCUUCGGUCCAACUGUUUAAGUAGCUUUUUAUCAGACUGUUGGGGGGAUUUUGUGCUGGUUAACAGCAUCCGACCGGGCAGAUUAAAAACCGGUCGACAGCAUGUGUUCGCACAUAAUAUGCUUUUUAAAAAUAUAUAUUUCAGGGGACGAGAGAUUCCAAAUCAAAUGAUCUCGAGCUCGAAAUUAAAUGUGAUUACAGUAGAUAGAUUUGCAAGACUGAUGAAGUUUUAGCCCUGAAAGGUUGCUCUGAUUCACAUUGAAUAUGUGGAGGGAAGUAUGGGAGAUGGUCUUUCAUAUUAACACCAUCUAUUCAAGUUUGUUGCUUUUGUUAAUGUUUUAAACUCACAAAGCGCCUUAUGAAGGAACGACAAAAAGGUAUACCGAGGUGUUAUUUCCCCUCAUUCUGUCUUAUUUUAGACGGCUGAUCACUUUAUCCGCCUCCCUAGGCUCGUGGCACUUUUUUUAAGACACCAAAUCUGAACAAUGACUGUAUUUUAUGUAAUAAUUGUAUCUUCUUCGCAUCCUCUUUCAUCCCUUAAAUAUCAAUGUUGCUUUAGUUUGUUUCUUAUACAACUAUCUGAUUGAUUUUUAGCUUGUCCUUGGUUUUUUUUUUUUUUUUUGGACGACUCAACCGUUGCAGUUUAGGUGACAGUUGGGAUUUCUUGGGAGAUCUAAUGACAUGAAAACAUAUUUCUAACCCGAACAGAAGAUUAACACAGUAGCUAUAUGUAUGUAUGCAUGUAUGUAUAUAUGUGUGUGUAUAUAUAUAUAUAUAUAUACAUAUACACACACACACUCUAAAUGUCUCCACGCACAUGUUUAGGGCACUAAUGUAUCAAUGUAGAGUUUGUUUCACUUGCUGUGUUUUUGGGAAACGCUGUAAUUUAUUGGUUUCUUUGUCCAAGUGCCAAAUGUCUCGUGUAAAUAGUUUUGUGAUCAGAACAAUAAGCUGCAGUUCAGCCAUCUCACAUCUCCUCCUGUAACGAUGUUUUUCUUGAAGGAGCCUAAAUUAACAUUUCGAAGUACAACAUUCCUUUUUUUUUUUUUAAUCAUAACGUUGCUCUAUAUAUUUUGGCAUCAACUAAUUCAAACAUUUCAUUGGCACUCGUAAACUUGGUCGACCAAAUUUACACACAAGCUGUGUGGACAAUCUCAAUAUUCAUGCAUUGAUGCAUACUGAGACCGAAGGCUUUUUAAAAUAUAUAUAUAUAUAUGUGUGUGUAUUUUUGUUUUGUUUUAUGUCAUGUUGUAUCAGUGUGACAUGGAUUGGUUAAAGCUUUGACUGUGUCAAAUAAUGUUCAGUCCUCGGUUACUCUCAAGUGUGUAUUCCACUACUCUCCCCUCUCAGCUGCCGGUGUGAUCUUGUGCCUGUUUGGUGUCAGAAAGGCGCACAAAAUCUCAAGUGCCUCCGGGACCACGAAGUGAUCAGCUACAAGUGUUCGUCGUGUUUGUCAGGACGACGCACGUUACGAUAGUUUGCACUUUCGAAGAUGCUCAAAAAUCAAACAUCUCUCCAUUAUUUAUCUGUUGCAAUAUGAGGCAUUAUUGCUGCUUUUGUCGCUUUGUUUUUAAUGUACACACAGACGCAUAUUUGGCUGCAUCGUGUCCGUGAAUAAUGAAGGGGAUGUUGAUGAGAAGUUGGCAGUGUCUGUUUUAUAUUUGCUUCGUGUGCCUGUGGAUGGAGUGAAGUUGGUCUGUGUAUGCCAAUGUAUCUGUCAAUGUUGCGAAAUGCCGAUACGAUAUUUUGUCCCAUUUCAAAAAGCAAUAGACGGUCUGAGAGGCUAUUGCUGAUGUUCGCUUGUACAUUAAAGGUUGAAAUAUUGAUGACGCAUAAAAGUUAUUUUCUAUUUAUCCUG